Molecule: messenger RNA, 498 nt
Organism: Saccharomycopsis crataegensis
Lineage: Eukaryota; Fungi; Ascomycota; Saccharomycetes; Ascoideales; Saccharomycopsidaceae
Product: Hsp20/alpha crystallin family protein
Exons: 1
Coding region: 1-498 (165 amino acids)
Biological process (GO): response to hydrogen peroxide; protein complex oligomerization; protein folding
Source: RefSeq, a predicted model, not a curated record
AUGUCUUUGACUCUUCACAACUCACCUUUCUUUGAAUUGUUCGAUGGUUUUAACAGACAAUUCUCAAGAGGCAAUGAUCUUUUCGACAGUAUGCUUAAAAGUUCCGACUUUCAUAUCGUUCCACCAGUUGAUUUAGUCGAAAAGGAGGAUUCGUUUGUGUUGCAUGCUUCGGUUCCUGGCGCUGCUCCAUCCAACAUCACUGUUGACUUCCACAGAAGCAGCAAUGAAUUGAAGAUCGCUGGUACUAUACCUGAAACAAAACUUGAAAAAAAAGAUGAUGGCAACCGCAAGUAUUAUAGAGAGAUUAAUACCGGGUUAUUUGAAAGAACCAUCAGAUUCGGUAAGGAUACGGUUGAUGAAGCUGGUAUUUCUGCAAAAUACAACAACGGUGUGCUUGAAGUCUUGGUGCCAAAAGUUAAGCCUGUUGUCGCUGAACCAAAGAUCAAAAGAAUUCAAGUCGGAGGUGUUGAGAAGAAAUCAACCGAGGAAUCUGCUUAG